Xenopus laevis (African clawed frog) is the source of this 2240-nucleotide messenger RNA. It is a transcript of the gene creb3l4.L, whose product is annotated as cAMP responsive element binding protein 3-like 4 L homeolog. Gene Ontology annotation, molecular function: DNA-binding transcription factor activity; DNA-binding transcription factor activity, RNA polymerase II-specific; sequence-specific DNA binding. Gene Ontology annotation, biological process: regulation of transcription by RNA polymerase II; regulation of DNA-templated transcription. The coding region runs from base 318 to 1610 and encodes 430 amino acids. Gene Ontology annotation, cellular component: nucleus; endoplasmic reticulum membrane. Lineage: Eukaryota; Metazoa; Chordata; Amphibia; Anura; Pipidae. The transcript is spliced from 10 exons. The record is from RefSeq and is a predicted model, not a curated record.
AUUCAGGUAUUCAGUGAGACAGACACACCUAUGCAACUCCCUCACCUGUCUCACGGGGACAUUAGCAACUCCCAGCCAACCUGUGUGACAGGUGCAACGGGGAGAGACACAGGGGAGGGACACACCCGCGGGACUGGCCAAACAACAACCAUGUUCCCCUGCUGAGCAGAGAGAGGGCCGGGUAUUUGGCCCUUUAAUCCAGGAUGUCUAGAUCCUGGAACACAUAGAUCUCAUCUACUGCUGCUGUCUCUCUCGGCUCACUCGCUGACACUCGUUUGGGGCUGAUUACAGACAAUCCUCCCCUCCAUCCAUGGAAAAUGGACUCUGCCAGGCCUGACAUGUUGCUGGGGUCCCUGUUUGAGCAAACAGACGAGCUGUUCCACUCGGAGGGGUUUGCGGGGCCCGGCCAUGGCAACUUUCCACUAUCUGAGCUCCAGUUCCCAGCAGAGAAGAUGUAUGAGGAAUGGCCAGUAGGGGGCCCCAUGGGCCUGAGCGAGAGGGAAGACACAGAUGAAUUCCUACAGAUGAUGAUUAACCCCAAUGAGGUUUAUAGCAGUGGAGCUGCUGCUGCUGAAUCUCCAGAGAGCGACAGUGGAUUCUCAGACGACCCUCGGCCAGACACCCCCAUGCAGAGUGAGAGCAGCCCCCCACUGCCCCAGCCCACCCCUGUGUAUGAACUGGUUUAUGACAUUGGUUCCUUGGAAGAAAGGAAGUUACAGAAUGACAUGAGCAGCGUCAUAUCAAUACAGCUAGCCGAGGACUGGAAUUCUGCCCCCCUGCUGAUCCCUGAUAGUUGUAUAGUGAAUGACCUGUCCCCUGUGAGUAAAUCCACCCCGCUGCCCAUCAGAGUGACCCCAUCGGAUCUGAUUGCCGUGGACGCCUUCUACCCAGAGCUCCACCUGACCGAGGAGGAAAAGAGGCUCCUGUCCCAGGAAGGGGUGGCACUGCCCAAUAACCUGCCUCUUACCAAGGCUGAGGAACGAAUCCUGAAGAAGGUGAGGAGAAAGAUACGGAACAAGCAGUCGGCACAGGACAGCCGGAGGCGCAAGAAGGAGUAUAUCGAUGGACUGGAAAGCAGGGUGGCCGCCUGCUCGGCUCACAAUCAGCAGCUGCACAAGAAGGUGGUGGAGUUGGAGAAACACAACAUAUCUCUGAUCACUCAGCUCCGCAAGCUCCAGACCCUCAUCAAACAAACGUCUAACAAAGCGGCGCAGACAAGCACUUGUGUCCUGAUCCUUCUCUUCUCUCUGGCGUUGUUGGUCUUCCCCAGUUACAGCCCUUUUCGCUCCGGGCCCUCCGCAAGCCCAGAAGACAGUUACCGGCCCACUGGAGUCAUAUCCCGUAACAUUCUGAACAAAGGAGGAUUUACUGAGGCCACCGAGCCCCCGACGCCCGACACCCCGCCCCACGUUAAUCAGCCGCAAGAGAGCGACCACCAUACCGUUCCCCCGGCCAAUCCCAAUCCAGAAGAAACCGCCCCAGAAAGUAACCGAGCAGGAGCCGCUCCAGGUGAACAGGUUCUUGCUGAACUGGAUGCCGCCAUUUUUGCGCCCAAAGGGGAGCCCCCCGCCAAUGACGUGUCAAAAACCGCACGGGCGGACGAGAUGUGAAGAACUACAGACAGCGGCAAGUGAGGCGCAGGAGGAGGAGCUUCAUGAGUAGGGGUGUCACCUCGUUAAUUCAUUGGCUAUGGAGCAAUUCAUUUAGAUGCAUGCUGCAGACUGCACUGGAUUCUCUUCACUCGUACGGGAUGCAUUUAAAUUCAUUGCUGAUUGGCCGGGAAGGAGGCAGCACCUCUACAGGUGAUUAUGGGAAUUAAUGUACCCACACUAUACUUAUUUAUCAUUCAUUUGCUUUACUCUAUACAUUCGGAGAAAUAAUCAUGGGAUUAAUGGCUGCCGCCUCACCCCUUUAAAUCUGCCCAAUUUCACUGCCACAGUUCAUAGGCAGUCUUCAUGGCCGCACAGAACCAGUGCAGUCUGCAGCGUGAAUCUUACAUAGACUCUAAUGAGCCAGGCAGAAUGUACAUUCCCUGAUGUCCAGGUAUAUGUGAGGCGGCAGCUGAGCAACCAGCACUCACACUCAGCACCUCUACUCACUGCCUCUUUCAUUCCCCAGGAUCCUCGCCUGAUACUCCCUGAUAUUCAGAGACUCUUAUUCUAUAAUAUUUAUACUGACAAUGACUUUAUAUUGUUAUUAGUUCGGCUGGAAAGAGUUAAUAAAAAUGUAUUUAGUUUGUA